Molecule: messenger RNA, 5065 nt
Organism: Spea bombifrons (plains spadefoot toad)
Lineage: Eukaryota; Metazoa; Chordata; Amphibia; Anura; Pelobatidae
Gene: LRP5
Product: LDL receptor related protein 5
Exons: 23
Coding region: 63-4886 (1607 amino acids)
Biological process (GO): canonical Wnt signaling pathway
Molecular function (GO): Wnt-protein binding; Wnt receptor activity
Source: RefSeq, a predicted model, not a curated record
CAUGGGAGCUGCUUGAGAGGAGACCCGGAGUAGACAGGGGGGAGCGCACGGCGAAGAAGAACAUGGGUGCUCCGCUUGGAGCCGCGCUGUUGCUCUGCUGCUGCUGCUGCUUGGUGUCCGGUCAGGCGGCCCCUUUAUUGCUUUUCGCCAACCGUCGGGAUGUCAGAUUGGUUGAUGCAGGAGGAUCAAAGCUGGAGUCUACUGUUGUGGUAAGCGGCUUGGAGGAUGCUGCUGCUGUGGACUUCUACUACUCCAAAGGAAUUAUUUACUGGACAGACGUCAGUGAAGAGUCUAUCAAACAAACUGUUUAUAAUCACAGCGGGAGCUUGCAGAAUGUCAUCAUAUCUGGGUUGGUUUCUCCAGACGGUCUGGCUUGUGACUGGAUUGGCAAAAAACUAUACUGGACAGACUCCGAAACCAACAGAAUAGAAGUUGCCAACCUCAAUGGGACGUACAGAAAAGUCCUCUUUUGGCAAGAUCUCGAUCAACCAAGAGCCAUAGCUCUCGAUCCUGCACAUGGGUACAUGUACUGGACAGAUUGGGGAGAAACCCCACGGAUUGAGCGUGCUGGAAUGGAUGGGGGCAGCCGUAAAAUUAUCGUCGAUAGCAAUAUUUAUUGGCCCAAUGGGCUAACUAUUGACCUGGAAGAGCUAAAGCUGUACUGGGCAGAUGCCAAACUGAGUUUCAUUCACAGAGCCAAUCUGGAUGGUUCUUACAGGCAAAAGGUGGUUGAAGGAAGCCUCACGCAUCCGUUUGCUCUGACGGUGGCGGGUGACACCCUAUACUGGACGGACUGGCAGACUCGCUCCAUCCAUGCCUGCAAUAAACACAGCGGAGAUAAAGGCAGAGAAAUCCUCAGCUCGCUCUACUCUCCCAUGGACAUACAAGUGUUCAGCCAGGAGCGCCAGCCGCAUUUCUAUUCACCAUGUGAUGAUGAUAAUGGCGGCUGCUCCCACCUUUGCCUUUUGUCCCCACGAGAACCUUUUUACGCCUGUGCUUGUCCCACUGGAGUGCAGCUGACUCAGGAUGGCAAAACUUGCAAGACAGGUGCUGAUGAUGUCCUUCUGUUGGCACGGAGGACAGACCUGAGGAGGAUCUCCUUAGACAUGCCAGACUUCACUGAUAUUGUCCUUCAGAUAGACGAUAUCAAGCAUGCCAUCGCUAUAGACUACGACCCAGUGGGAAACUACAUCUAUUGGACGGAUGAUGAAGUCAGGGCUAUUCGACGUGCCUUCCUGGACGGCUCAGGAGCACAAACAUUGGUGACUACAGAGAUCAAGCAUCCAGAUGGAAUAGCAGUGGAUUGGGUGGCUGGUAAUCUGUACUGGACGGACACUGGGACAGAUCGUAUUGAGGUUACGAGGUUAAAUGGCACAUCUCGGAAGAUUUUGAUAUCUGAAAACCUGGAUGAACCAAGGGCCAUAGUGUUGAACCCACUGUCUGGAUACAUGUAUUGGACAGAUUGGGGAGAAAACCCUAAGAUUGAAUCUGCUUACUUGGAUGGUACAGAAAGGACAGUUCUCGUAAACUCUUCCUUAGGCUGGCCUAAUGGUCUUGCCUUGGACCUACAGGAGGGUAAACUCUACUGGGGGGAUGCCAAGACGGACAAGAUUGAGGUUAUCAAUGUUGACGGCACCAUGAGGAAAACCCUUCUAGAAGAUAAGCUUCCCCAUAUAUUUGGGUUUACGCUACUUGGAGAUUACAUUUAUUGGACUGACUGGCAGAGACGAAGCAUUGAAAGGGUUCACAAAGUGAGGGCAAGUCGAGAAAUCAUCAUAGACCAACUGCCGGAUCUAAUGGGGCUUAAAGCUGCCAGCGUAACCAAUACAUUUGGUACCAAUCCAUGCGCCGACAAUAAUGGUGGCUGCAGCCAUCUGUGCUUCUUUACCCCUCGAGGUGUGCAGUGCUCGUGCCCUAUGGGGCUGGAGUUACUCAGUGACCUGAGGACAUGCAUCAUCCCUGAAGCCUUCUUAGUUUUCACAAGCAGAGCCACAAUUCACAGGAUCUCCUUGGAAACGAACAAUAACGGUGUGACAAUCCCGCUCACCGGGGUCAAAGAGGCGUCUGCCCUGGACUUCGAUGUGUCUGAUAACAGAAUCUAUUGGACGGACAUCACCUUAAAGACAAUAAGCAGAGCUUUUUUAAAUGGCAGCUCGGUAGAGCAUGUGAUUGAGUUUGGCUUAGAUUACCCAGAAGGCAUGGCAGUAGACUGGAUGGGGAAGAACAUUUAUUGGGCAGACACUGGAACCAAUCGGAUUGAGGUGGCACGUCUGGAUGGGCUAUUCAGACAAGUUUUAAUCUGGAAAGAUUUGGACAACCCUAGGUCUUUGGCUCUGGACCCUGCUAAAGGCUAUAUGUAUUGGACAGAAUGGGGAGGGAAGCCCCGGAUUGUCCGAGCUCAUAUGGAUGGAGCCAACAGCAACACGUUGAUUGACAAACUGGGCCGUGCCAAUGACUUAACCAUUGACUAUGCAGACCAAAGACUGUACUGGACUGAUUUGGAUACAAACAUGAUUCAGUCCUCCAACAUGCUAGGUCAGGAUCGGGUAAUCAUUGCUGAUGAUCUUCCUCAUCCCUUUGGCCUGACGCAGUACAGCGACUUCAUCUACUGGACAGACUGGAACGUGCGCAGCAUCGAAAGAGCAGAUAAAGUCACCGGAAAGAACCGCACCCUGAUCCAGGGUCAUCUGGACUUCGUGAUGGACAUCCUUGUCUUCCACUCCUCUCGGCAGGAUGGCGUGAAUGACUGCGUGCAGAACAAUGGACACUGCAGCCAGCUAUGCCUCGCUGUGCCCAACGGAUACAGAUGUAGCUGCUCCUCUCAUUAUACCCUGGAUGCCAACAACCGCAACUGCAGCUUGCCAUCCAGUUUCCUGCUGUUUAGCCAGAAGACCGCCAUCAAUCGGAUGGUAUUAGAUGAGCAGCAGAGUCCGGACCUCAUACUUCCUAUCCAUGGUCUGAGAAACGUCAAGGCGAUCGGAUACGAUCCUCUAGAUAAACUCAUCUACUGGGUAGAUGGACGGCAGAACGUCAUCAAACGAGCAAAAGAUGACGGCAGUCAGUCUUUUGUGGUCGUGUCAAAUCCAAACCAAAGCCAAACCCAAGAAAGACAGCCCCAUGACUUCAGCAUAGACAUAUACAGCCACAGCCUGUACUGGACCUGCGAGGCUACCAACACCAUCAAUAUCCACAAGCUGACCGGGGAAACAGUCGGUGUUGUCCUGCGUGGUGACCACGACAAACCGAGGGCCAUCGCUGUGAAUGCAGAGCGAGGGUAUAUGUACUUCACAAACUUACAGGAGCGGUCCCCGAAGAUUGAGCGGGCAGCGUUAGACGGGACGGAGCGGGAAGUGCUCUUCACCAUGGGGCUGAUUCGACCGGUGGCCUUGGUUGUCGACAACAAAUUAGGAAAACUCUUCUGGGUGGAUGCAGAUUUGAAACGUAUAGAGAGCAGUGACCUGUCCGGAGCCAAUCGAAUCAUUUUGGAAGACUCCAAUAUCCUGCAGCCCAUGGGAAUCACAGUACUUGGGGAUCACCUAUACUGGAUUGAUCGACAGCAACAGAUGAUUGAGAGAGUUGACAAGACAAAUGGAUUGAGAAGAACAAGAAUUCAAGGUCGCAUUGCCCACCCCACCGGUAUCCACGCGGUGGAGGCUGUUGACCUGAAUGAGUUUGCGGCUAACCCAUGUUCUCGGGAUAAUGGUGGUUGCUCCCAUAUUUGUAUUGCCAAAGGAGAUGGUACCUCUAGAUGUUCCUGCCCUGUCCACCUGGUCCUUUUACAGGAUCUCUUAACAUGUGGAGAGCCCCCAACGUGUCCCCCAGACCAUUUCACCUGCGCUACGGGAGAAAUCGACUGCAUUCCCUUAUCUUGGCGAUGUGACGGCUUCUUUGAGUGUGAAGACCAGAGCGAUGAGAAGAACUGCCCGGUUUGCUCUGCCAGCCAGUUCCAGUGUGCGAAAGGCCAGUGCAUCGACGCUCACCUGAAGUGCAACGGAAAUGCUGACUGCCAGGACAAGUCCGACGAAACUGGAUGUGACUCAAACUGCCUGCCCAACUAUAUCGCUUGUGCCGAUGGUCAGUGUAUCUUGGCCAGUCAAAGAUGUGAUUCCUUCCCAAACUGCAAUGAUGGCUCUGACGAGCUCCUAUGUGACACGGCUCCGGCUCCAUUAGACGACGGAGCGUCUCACAGCAGUGCCAUUGUGCCUGUGAUUAGCAUUAUCCUGUCGGGGUGUAUUGUGGCAGUAGUGUACUUCGUAUGCCAAAGGUUUGUGUGUCAGAGAUAUACGGGACCAAAUGGACCUUUCCCACACGAAUACAUCAGCGGAACCCCUCACGUGCCUCUCAACUUUCUAACAACUAGAAGUUCCCAGUCUGGCACUUACACGGGUAUUUCGUGUGGAAAGCCGAUGAUCAGCUCAAUGAGUAUCAUGGGAGGCAGCAGCGGAGUCCCGCUCUAUGACAGGAACCAUGUAACCGGAGCCUCUUCCAGCAGCUCCUCCAGCACCAAGGCCACACUCUACCCUCAGAUCUUGAACCCCCCUCCAUCACCAGCAACAGAUCGUUCCUUAUACAAUACGGAAGUCUUCUACUCCUCCAACAGUCCGUCCACUACCAGAUCUUACAGACCCUAUUUCACAAGAGGGAUUGCUCCACCAACAACGCCAUGUAGCACUGACGUGUGCGACAGCGACUACACAACAAGCAGAUGGAAAGCGAAUAAAUACUACAUGGAUUUAAAUUCAGAUUCGGACCCUUACCCACCUCCUCCGACGCCCAGAAGUCAGUACAUGUCGGCAGAGGAGAGCUGCCCCCCGUCUCCUACAACAGAACGGAGUUACUCCCACCUGUAUCCACCACCACCCUCCCCAUGCACGGACUCAUCAUGACCCUCAAAGAAGGAACCCUUCUCCCGUAACUGUAAAUAAUUUUAAAUAUGAACAAAAGAACAAAUAUAUAUAAAUAUAUUUUAUGAUUUUAAAGAUAAACAAGAUCUUUUUUUCUAAAAAAAAGAAAAGAAAAAAAAACUGAAAGAAAAAAAACAAACAAACACCAAAUCGAAAAGAAA